Penicillium macrosclerotiorum is the source of this 963-nucleotide messenger RNA. RefSeq lists its product as uncharacterized. The record is from RefSeq and is a predicted model, not a curated record. Lineage: Eukaryota; Fungi; Ascomycota; Eurotiomycetes; Eurotiales; Aspergillaceae. Bases 1 to 963 code for a protein of 320 amino acids. The transcript has a single exon.
AUGACGGGGAGAGAUGUCCACACCAGGCGCUUGUCGUCCAGAGCCCGUGAGGACCGACUUGACUACUCGACAACGCAACUACACCUCAACACCUCUACACCUCUACACAUCUACACAUCUAUUCGUCGUCCAGCACUGGAAGCACCCGGGUCUCGCACCCUCUCUCUUCCGGAGUUCUCUGUUCUGAUGCCUCGUUUUCAAGGAAUCCGAUCUUGUAUCGCGAUUUGCGAGCAGGAGAUCACCCGGGCAGGAAAGGAAGGCGCGGAUGCGAUGAUGACUUUCACCGAUGUUGACCAACGCACCUUCGAAACAUACUUCCUCCAUUCCGAGCAUGGGAUCUUGGGAUCUUGUAAAAGCUUCGAUUAUGACACGCACACGCUCCGGCUCCUGAUGAUUCCAUCCAUUGAGCACGCGUCCGCUGGAGGGAGAUUUGCGGAAUUGGUUGCCCGAUGGCCUCCACACCAUGAACGACAAGUACUUCGAGCGGGCGUCGAUGCUGGAUUUGAAAUCCCGCGAAAGGUGAAGAGCCCAGAUCAGUCCUGGUACCCAGUCCAACAAAAGUCGGGCCCCCCGAGUCUUGUUCUGGAGUGUGCCAAGACGGAAACACGCCAUCAAUUGAUGAUGGAUGUGUGUUUUUGGCUGGCUCAAGCCCGACAAGGAGAUCUGCAAGUCGAGGUGGUGAUCACGAUUUUCAUCAGACCGUCGAGAAUUCUGAUUGAGAAAUGGAAAUCCGAUCCACGGAAUGGGUAUCGCAGCGCCGGGGAAAUGACGGUCACGAGCGACCCAACGCCCACAAUGGAGUCCCUGCAAGUCACUGGGGCGCUGUUCACCAUCACCUUCGAAGAGCUUACCAGGCAGUCAAAACAGACUGAUGUCGACUGCUCUGACUUGACGAUAACUGCAGAGAAAGCACGUUCGCUGGCUCUCAGUGUCUGGAAUUUAAAUCCGUCCCAAAGCCAUUGA